Messenger RNA from Myotis lucifugus (little brown bat), 1756 nucleotides. It is a transcript of the gene BMPR1B, whose product is annotated as bone morphogenetic protein receptor type 1B. Gene Ontology annotation, molecular function: ATP binding; SMAD binding; transforming growth factor beta receptor activity, type I. The coding region runs from base 213 to 1721 and encodes 502 amino acids. The record is from RefSeq and is a predicted model, not a curated record. Lineage: Eukaryota; Metazoa; Chordata; Mammalia; Chiroptera; Vespertilionidae. Gene Ontology annotation, biological process: BMP signaling pathway; protein phosphorylation; dorsal/ventral pattern formation. The transcript has 12 exons. Gene Ontology annotation, cellular component: signaling receptor complex; plasma membrane.
GGUUUCAGCGUGGUCAAGAGAGUGAAUGUAUCGGAAGUGGGUGUACCUUGCAUGAAUCAUCAAGAGCAUUGUAUGCUAUAAAUAUCAGCGGCAUAUUUAUCUGGUUCAAACCUCUGCUGAAUCAUAACCAUUUGCCGCUGAGCUAUGACAAGAGAGGAAACAAAAAGUUAGACGAGCAAGCCUGCCCUAAGUGAGAAGACUUCCUUGAUAACAUGCUUUUGCGAAGUUCAGGAAAAUUAAAUGUGGGCACCAAGAAAGAGGAUGGUGACAGUACAGCCCCCACUGCUCGUCCAAAGAUCUUGCGUUGUAAAUGCCACCACCACUGUCCGGAAGACUCGGUCAACAAUAUUUGCAGCACAGAUGGAUAUUGCUUCACGAUGAUAGAAGAAGAUGAUUCUGGGAUGCCUGUGAUCACGUCGGGAUGUCUGGGACUAGAAGGCUCAGAUUUUCAGUGCCGGGACACUCCCAUUCCUCACCAAAGGAGAUCAAUUGAAUGCUGCACAGAACGCAAUGAAUGUAAUAAAGAUCUACACCCUACAUUGCCUCCACUGAAAAACAGAGAUUUUGUUGACGGAUCUGUACACCACAAAGCCUUACUUAUAUCUGUGACUGUCUGUAGUUUCCUGUUGGUCCUUAUCAUUUUAUUCUGUUACUUCAGGUAUAAAAGACAAGAAGCCCGACCUCGGUACAGCAUUGGGUUGGAACAGGAUGAAACUUACAUUCCUCCAGGCGAAUCCCUGAAAGACUUAAUUGAGCAGUCUCAGAGCUCAGGAAGUGGGUCAGGCCUCCCUCUGCUGGUCCAAAGGACUAUCGCUAAGCAGAUUCAGAUGGUGAAACAGAUUGGGAAGGGUCGCUACGGGGAAGUUUGGAUGGGAAAGUGGCGUGGCGAAAAGGUGGCCGUGAAAGUGUUCUUCACCACCGAGGAGGCCAGCUGGUUCCGCGAGACAGAGAUUUAUCAGACGGUGUUGAUGAGGCAUGAAAACAUUUUGGGGUUCAUUGCCGCCGAUAUCAAAGGGACAGGGUCCUGGACCCAGUUGUACCUAAUCACAGACUAUCAUGAAAACGGUUCCCUCUAUGAUUACUUGAAGUCCACCACCCUGGAUGUUAAAUCGAUGCUGAAAUUAGCCUAUUCUUCCGUCAGUGGCUUAUGUCAUUUACACACCGAGAUCUUUAGUACCCAAGGCAAGCCAGCAAUCGCCCAUCGAGACCUGAAAAGUAAGAACAUCCUGGUGAAGAAAAAUGGCACUUGCUGUAUAGCCGACCUGGGUCUGGCUGUUAAAUUUAUUAGCGAUACAAAUGAAGUUGACAUACCACCCAACACUCGUGUUGGCACCAAGCGCUAUAUGCCUCCAGAAGUGUUGGAUGAGAGCUUGAAUAGAAAUCACUUUCAGUCUUACAUCAUGGCCGACAUGUACAGCUUUGGGCUCAUUCUUUGGGAGGUGACUAGGAGAUGCGUGUCAGGAGGUGCAGUGGAAGAAUACCAGCUUCCCUAUCACGACCUGGUGCCCAGUGACCCCUCUUAUGAGGACAUGAGAGAGAUCGUGUGCAUCAAGAAGCUCCGUCCCUCAUUCCCCAGCCGGUGGAGUGGCGAUGAGUGUCUGAGGCAGAUGGGGAAGCUAAUGACCGAGUGCUGGGCUCACAAUCCCGCGUCCAGACUGACAGCCCUGCGUGUGAAGAAAACACUUGCCAAAAUGUCAGAGUCCCAGGACAUUAAACUCUGAUUUGAGGGGGAAAAAGAAGACAAAAGAAAAGAAAA